Messenger RNA from Alternaria conjuncta, 552 nucleotides. RefSeq lists its product as uncharacterized. Gene Ontology annotation, biological process: translational termination. The record is from RefSeq and is a predicted model, not a curated record. The coding region runs from base 1 to 552 and encodes 183 amino acids. Gene Ontology annotation, cellular component: mitochondrion. Lineage: Eukaryota; Fungi; Ascomycota; Dothideomycetes; Pleosporales; Pleosporaceae. Gene Ontology annotation, molecular function: translation release factor activity. The transcript has a single exon.
AUGCGCGUCCUCCCCGCCCUCCGCUUCCGCCCCAAUGUCCCACGCCUCCAAACCGCUUCCCUCUCCACCUCUCCCUCCCUCCUCAAUGGCAAAUCACUCCCGCCCCGCACCCCCCUCCUCGACGCCGACCUAAUCGAAAACUUCCUCAAAGGCUCCGGUCCCGGCGGCCAGAAAAUCAACAAAACCUCCUCCGCCGUCCAGCUCAAACAUAUACCUACUGGUAUCGUAGUCAAGUACCAGGAUACGCGGUCAAGAGAGAUAAAUCGGAAGAUGGCGAGGCGGAUUCUGCAGGAAAGGAUUGAGGAGAUGGAGUUGGGGGAGGGGGCGCGGACGAAGGUCAAGGCGAGGGAGAAGGCGAAGAAGAAGGCGAGUAGUGGGAAGAAAGCUAGGCGGAAGUAUAGGGCGUUGGCGGAGGGUAAGGAGGGCGAGGGUGAGGGCGCUGUCGAAGAACGCGAUGCGGAGGUCCCGGAUGGUGUAGAAGAUGAGGGAAAGCUCCAUGGUUUGGAGAGGAACGUAGAAGCCGAUGAUACGACCAGGACGCGGGGUGGUUGA